AUGAUGGCAGCCCAGGAGCUCGUGGCCUGCCUCUGCCGGGAGGGAGACCAGCACCUGGCCCUGGGGGAGCCCCCCCUGGCCAUCCUGCGGGAGCGGCCGGGCGCGGCCGACAGCAGGGCCCACACCAGGGAGGCCAUCGCCUACCUCUCUCUGGCCAUCUUCGCCGCAGGGAGCCAGGCAAGCGAGUCCCUCCUCACCCGAGCCCGCUGUUACGGGUUCCUGGGCCAGAAAAAGACCGCCAUGUUCGACUUCAACUCCGUGCUGCGGGCAGAGCCGGGGAACGUGCAGGCCCUGUGUGGACGGGCACUCGUGCACCUGGCCCUGGACCAGCCGCAGGACGCUGUGGACGACAUAGCCUCUGCUCUGAAGCUGAGCCCGGGGACCGUGGUCCCUGAAAUCCGCUCUCUGAAGCCGGAAGCCCAGGCCCUCAUCACACAGGGCCUCUACACCCGCUGCCGAGCCCUCCUGAGCCAGCUGCUGGACACCGGGCCCCCCCUCGGAGACAAGGACACCCAGGACCUCCUUGCCAUGGCGGAGGCGCUGACCAAAAUCGACUCGGGUCGGCCGAGCUGGCACAUCCUCCUUGCAGACAUCCUCACCGCACGGGGCAGCUACGAGGAGGCCGAAGCGCACCUGCAAGAAACCCUGCACCCCGCCUCACUGUCAGAGGCAGCCCGGGCCCGGCGGGGCCUGCUCCGGCUCAAGAAGGGAGACGCGCCGGCUGCUGCCCGGGACCUGCAGCGCCUGGCCGAGGCCGACACCGCGGACCUCAGCUUCCUGCUGCGGCUCCUGGAGGCCUCCGAGCGCCAGAGCCUCACCCAGGCUGCAACCCAGGAAGCCAGCUCUCUCCUGGAUGCGAGGCAACCCAGGCAGGCACUGGGCUACUGCUCCUUGGCUGUCCUGGCUGGUGGCAGCUGUGCCUGUCACCUGCGUCUGCGGGCCACCUGCCUGGCCAAGCUGCAGCAGUUUGACCGGGCACUCGGGGACCUGGACGGUGUGCUCCGGGAGAGUUCAGAGGACAGCAGCCUCCCAAGGCGGGCAGAGGACUUCUGCUUCCGUGGUCGCUUGCAGCUGAGGCUGGGGGAUGAGGCGGGGGCUGCAGGGGCCUUUGCCCAGGCCCUGAAGCUGGCACCCACCUUGGCCCAGAGCAUGCUGCGGGAGCAGCCGGGCCGGGCCGCCACCGCACACCUGUUCUUAGGCCGUGGGCAGUGUUGCCUGGAAGAGCAGCGCUACGCAGAGGCCUGGACAGCAGCCGAGAGCGGCCUCCUGGUGGACCCCAACCACAGCGGCCUGAAGAGGCUGAAGGCCAGAAUCCGGAGGGAGGCAUCCUCCGGCUGCUGGCUGCACUGACCAGCGACCCAGCCCUCUCCCGGGCCAGAUCACAAGGCCUCCUUGUCAUUUUUGUCCAAUAUCGAGGCCCUGGGGUGCACCUGUCUCCCCAAAUCGGGGAGGUCCCUGCCCUCCCACCCUUCCCAGCCACAGCCUCCCACCUGUCUGCCUUGGGAAUUAAAGCGGACAGCUUCCUGCUUGCGUGGAGGGACCGUCCCAGGAGGCUGCCGUGGGCAAGCUCAUCCCCGAAGCUGGAGUUCUCUUGGCCCACACCUGGGCUCAGACCUUGGAGAAGCAGCCCCAGGUCUUGUCCCUGGCUCAGGAUCCUGCAGGUUGGAUGGGAUUAAGGCCAGCCCCUCUUGGCCCUGGGGGAGAGGGUGCCAGCCCAGGACCGGGAUUCCCCUCCUUGGCGGUGAAGCUCCCUUUGCCUGGCAGCCUGGCCUGAGCCUCGGGCUGGCCCCCGACAGAGCCUGGCCUUCCCCAAAGACGACACUUCCAAGCAGGUGCCCAGCCCACAGAGGGCCUCGCACUGACUUCCCAGAUGCUUCCGUGGAGGUCCCGCACAGAGAGCCCUGCCCAACCCCACCACCCC
Propithecus coquereli (Coquerel's sifaka) is the source of this 1921-nucleotide messenger RNA. RefSeq names its product tetratricopeptide repeat domain 34 (gene TTC34). Lineage: Eukaryota; Metazoa; Chordata; Mammalia; Primates; Indriidae. Gene Ontology annotation, molecular function: protein binding. The transcript has 6 exons. The record is from RefSeq and is a predicted model, not a curated record. The coding region runs from base 1 to 1350 and encodes 449 amino acids.